ACAAUGGAGGGGUUACUGCAUUACAUAAACCCAACACAUGCCAUUUCUCUCCUGAGUGCUCUCAACGAGGAGCGCCUCAAAGGACAGCUCUGUGAUGUGCUUCUGAUCGUUGGAGACCAGAAAUUUCGAGCUCAUAAAAACGUCUUGGCUGCCAGCAGUGAAUACUUCCACAGUUUAUUCACAAAUGAGAACGUGUCACAGACUGUAUUUCAUCUUGACUUUUGUGAACCAGACGCUUUUGACGGUGUUUUAAACUACAUCUAUUCUUCAUCUUUGUUUGUUGAAAAGAGUAGCCUGACUGCAGUGCAAGAGCUUGGCUAUAGUCUGGGGAUUUCAUUCUUGACUAACAUUGUUUCUAAGAUACCUCAAGCCCCCUUCCUGACUUGUCUCAGUAGAAAAAAAGGUUUCAUAGAAGAUAAUGAAAACAAUUCCCAAAAGAGAAGUGUCAUUGUCUGUCAGAGUAAAAAAGAAGCACAAAGAAAAACUGUUAGUCAAAACCUACCUGAUGUAAGCCAUGCUUCCAGGCCCUCACCUGCCAUUGCCAGAGAGACCAGUACCAGUAAGCCACAUAUCCCAAAAUUGACUGGUCCACUUCACAGUUUGCCACUCAGUGAGAAGAGUUGGCCAAGACAUAGUUCUGUGGGAUACACAAAGUUUCUUGAGCAUUCCGGCUCUUUGGAUGAUCCCAGUGGAAGCAGUUUGGUGAAAAGAAAUACAGUAUUGCCGUCAGAACCUCUGCAAAACAGAGAAGCUGCAGAUGAUAAACCGGAUAUGAGUGGUCAGCUUCCAAAAGGAAAAGCCAUAGAGCUGACUUUGAGAAAACCACAACUACCUAUUUUGUCUCUGUGUGGGUCAUCAGAGGCUUCUAAUCUCUUGAAAGAGACUGACACAGGAGGUAGUCAAAGCAAAGAAAGAAAUUUACUAUAUUACUCAAAAUUGGGAUUAAUGGUUCCAUCUAGUGAGCCUAGUUCUAGAUACCAAAACAUUGGCCGAAGUGGCCCACUUGUCAAGAGUUUCCUCAGACGGUCACUGUCAUUGGAUAGCUGAGUUCCUAUAUAUUCACCUUUGAUAGAUUUGAAAUCUUCCCAGGGAUCAUUUUUCCUUUCUAAUGAUGUGCCAAGGAAUGCGCUUUGUGGUUUACCCAAAAAGUCAUCUUUAAAAGGUGAUAGUGAGAAAGUGGCCCUGGAUGACUGGACUCCAGAACUAUCACCACAUCGCCUUAGGUCCUUCAGUGCUUCUCAAUCCAUAGACAGGGAGGUUGCCAUUCCUGAUGAGGAGGUCUGCAUAAGAGUGGAGCCUAGCAGCCUGUUCUCAGACCCUUUAGACAUCAUGAGAGUCACUGUGGGGAAUGCUACAGCGGCAAUGGCAGCAUCCUCACUGUCAGUCACAAAAGAGUUCUCUCGGAAAACAGAAGAUGACCCACGGGAAAUGAGCAGACCCCCAGGCAAGUGUAAAUUCCAGGCUGACAGAAGGUUGCCAUUCAAGGAGCUAAAGGUAAAUGAGCACAGAUCUCCUGUGUCAGAAGGUAACUGUGAAGAAGGCUCGAGUCCUGCCCUCCUCGAGGCUGACUUUCCAAAUUCUGACUUGAAUAAAAAUGAAUUUGGUGAGUUGGAGGGAACGAGACCAAACAGAAAAUUUAAAUGCAACCAUUGCCUUAAGAUCUUUAGAUCAACAGCAGUUUUUCACCGUCAUAUUAACAUAUAUCAUAACCCUAAACAGCCCUAUGCUUGUGACAUCUGUCACAAGAGGUUUCACACAAACUUUAAAGUUUGGACACACUGUCAGACACAGCAUGGCAUAGUGAAGAACCCGUCCCCAGCCUCUAGUUCACAUGCUGUCUUGGAUGAACAAGUCAACCACAUGAUCACAGUAAAAGAGGACAAUGUGGUUAGCGAUUCUUCUGAACAAAUUAAAUUUGAUUGUGAAGAUUUCUCUUGCCUCACUGAAAACCUCAGUCUUUCUAAGCAAUUUAAAAUCCAGAUCAAAGAGGAGCCCAUGGAAGAGGCAGAAGAAGAGGUGACUGAGACCAGUGUAGCCCCCAAAGAAACAAGUACUGGCCUGUGCACCUGUGAGAAAUGUGGGAAAGUGUUCACAGUACAAAAGCAGUUAGAAUGUCACCAGGAGCUUCUGUGUUCCGUGAAACCUAUCAUCUGUCAUGUUUGUAACAAAGCUUUUAGCACGAAUUUCCUACUCUGGAGUCACUUCCAGUCCCAUGUGAACUUCAGUGCUUCUCAGUCCACAGACAGGGAAGCUGCCUCCCCUAUCACAGAGUUUCAUAUAAAAAUGGAGCCCAGCAGCCCACUCUCAGGCCCUUCAGAUAUCAUGAGAAUUACCGUGGGAGAUGUGUCAGUAGCAACAGUGGCAGCCAGAAAAGAUUUUUCACUGACAACAGAAAACGACUCAACAGAAAUGAGCAGACACCCAGCCAAGAGGAGGUUCCAGGCUGAAAAAAGGUUGCUAUUGAAGAAAUUAAAGGUAAAUAAACGUGGAUCUUCUGUAUCAGAAGAGAACUGUGAGGAAGACUCGAGACCUAUUCUCCUUCAGGCAGACUUUCCAGAUUCCGACUUAAAUACAGAUGAAUUUGUCCCAUGUGUUUCAUGCCGCAUUGGAGUUGGUGCACUUCAGAUUCUUAUCUGA
Orycteropus afer afer is the source of this 2637-nucleotide messenger RNA. Lineage: Eukaryota; Metazoa; Chordata; Mammalia; Tubulidentata; Orycteropodidae. The record is from RefSeq and is a predicted model, not a curated record.